UGAGGAAGAUCUUCUUCCAAGAGACCUCUGACACAAUUCAAUUCCUCCCCAUUCAAAAGACCAAAAGAAAAAUGGUGAAGAAAGAUUUGGACGUUGUGAAGGGCGUGGACUUGGAGAGGUACAUGGGAAGAUGGUACGAGAUAGCGUCAAUCCCAUCCUUCUUCGUGCCGAAGAGCGGCGUGGACACGAGGGCGACGUACACUCUUAACCAAGAUGGGACGGUGCAUGUGCUCAACGAGACCUGGAGCGACGGCAAGAGAGUGGCCAUCGAGGGCACGGCAUAUAAGGCGGACCCGAAGAGCGACGAGGCCAAGCUCAAGGUCAAGUUCUAUGUCCCUCCGUUCUUGCCCGUUAUUCCCGUCGUUGGGAACUACUGGGUGUUGUACCUCGACGAUGAUUAUCAGUAUGCUCUCAUUGGAGAGCCCACCAGAAAGUACCUCUGGAUAUUAUGUAGGAAGACUCAGCUGGAAGAUGAGAUCUAUGAGAUGCUGGUUCAGAAGGCUAAGAACGAAGGUUAUGACUUAAGAAAACUCCGCAAGACUCCACAGAGCGACCGUCCACCUGAAGGAGGUCCCCAAGACAAUGGCACCUGGUGGCUCAAGUCCCUUAUCGGAAAAUAGGACGCGAUCAGUGAAAGCGGGGUCUCAAAUAUUCCCCGGAAAUAAAAAGAGAUAACCCUGUGUUUUUAUCGUGUUGUGAGUGAUGUGAGAAUCGUGCGAUUAUAGAUCGAGUCAUGUAAAGUUGUGUGAUCUUGCAAAUAUUCAAUUAGUGUACGAGACAUGUGAAUAAAAGAUGGCUAUCCGAGACUCCGUAUUCAGAUAACUAA
This is a messenger RNA of Syzygium oleosum, 826 nucleotides long. RefSeq names its product temperature-induced lipocalin-1-like. The record is from RefSeq and is a predicted model, not a curated record. Lineage: Eukaryota; Viridiplantae; Streptophyta; Magnoliopsida; Myrtales; Myrtaceae. Bases 72 to 620 code for a protein of 182 amino acids. The transcript has 2 exons.